This is a messenger RNA of Pseudogymnoascus destructans, 1465 nucleotides long. RefSeq lists its product as uncharacterized. The transcript has a single exon. The record is from RefSeq and is a predicted model, not a curated record. Bases 132 to 1154 code for a protein of 340 amino acids. Lineage: Eukaryota; Fungi; Ascomycota; Leotiomycetes; Thelebolales; Thelebolaceae.
GUAAAAGGUUCAGCUACUCACCCAGCUGAGUAACCCACUGAGCGAGUGAGCCGAGUAUUGAGCGAGUAGUGCGCAGCCUACCCAUGAUAUUGUAUCGUUAAAAGACUUCAAACUGACCAUCCUGGAGCGCUAUGGAUACCAUCGCGCAAUUUCCAAGCAAAGCAAUUGCUUCUAUUUUUAUACCAACAGUGGAAGCUUUCAAACCCCUCCUUGUGGCGAAUAAAUCCCAGAUUCUUUCAGUUCCAUCAACGACUUACUCCUAUGGACAGCACAAACGGCAACAACUGGACUUGUACGAAGAAAGUACCCACUCUUCAUCUUCUCCCAUAAUCAUCUUUUUUUACGGUGGAGGGCUAAACAGAGGCGACAAAAUUCUCCCUCUUAUCCCGUCAUCGCUAGUCUAUCACAAUUUUGGUGCCUUCUUUACCAAGAGGGGCUUCACGACAAUAAUUGCCGAUUACCGUCGAGUUACUGAUGUAGCCCUGGGCACAGGUGAAGAUGCUGUUUUCCCAUCGGGAGGCGAAGAUGUGGGAGUUGUCUUAGACUGGCUCGAAUCCACGUAUCUACGGUCUUGCGAUGGCAAGGCCCAAAAGAUGCGCGACGUCUUUCUCAUGGGCAACUCUGCAGGCGGUGUGCACGUUUCUACGUAUCUCUUGGAUCAGCGUUUUGAGAACCAGAGAUAUGCGCUACGACAGUCUCAACUCUGUUCUUUACGUGGCUCUGCAUUAAUAAGCGUCCCGCUCGAUUUCAAGUCCGCGACCCCUGAGCGAUCCGACAUUCUUCAAACUUACUAUCCUCCAAAUUUAUCUGGCACGCAACAAGAAUCAUCUCAUGAUCUUUUCUGUCCAAAUGGCCUCCUGCAAACUUUGAAGGCCAGAAAAGGAUCAAUGGGGACGCUUGAGAUUGCACGUAACGGCAUGCCGAAUAUUUUGGUGAUGUUGGGAGAACUUGAUCCCGAGGACGAAAUUGUCGAACCGAACGAACGAUUUUUAAGUCUAUGGGAUGACUGUUUUGGAAGCGGACAGGGAAUAGAAUUGAAGUGGAUGAGAGGACAUAAUCAUAUUAGUCCACCAUUCUCGCUGAUGAGUGGUGAUAAAAAAGGAGAAGAAUGGGCAGAGAAUGUGGUUGAGUGGAUGAAAAACUUGCAGAAUUGAAGACGACAUGGUCAAAAACACUAUAGAUUAAGGUAACGGAGCUUGCUCAGAUGCGCGACGAUGGAGGCUGGAUAGCUAAACAUAUGAUCAGCGGAUGGUGGAUCGUGAGAGCGUGGGAGCUUCCGAUGGAUAGUAUGCCAAAUAUUUAUGCUGGACGCCAUUCUCGUUCCUCAUUGUCGCCGCGCCUCAUAUUGUAUCAUUUUGCCUUUAUCGUUUCACUGUACCAUUCUCAAUAGCGAACACAAAUAUCUAACAUAUUCAAGGGAGAUAUUUCGGCCUGUUUGGAGGUGCUUAGCAAGCAAGUCAGUCCU